Messenger RNA from Thecamonas trahens ATCC 50062, 3618 nucleotides. Its product is annotated as CPSF A subunit. Gene Ontology annotation, molecular function: protein binding; U2 snRNA binding. The coding region runs from base 1 to 3618 and encodes 1205 amino acids. The record is from RefSeq and is a predicted model, not a curated record. Lineage: Eukaryota; Apusomonadida; Apusomonadidae. The transcript has a single exon. Gene Ontology annotation, biological process: mRNA splicing, via spliceosome. Gene Ontology annotation, cellular component: nucleus; U2 snRNP.
AUGCCAUACUUGUACCACCUUACGUUGACCCAGCCUACGUACAUCCCGCACUGCGUGACGGGCUCGUUCUCGGGCGAGGGCAAGUCGGAGCUGGUGACGACGACGGGACGGAGCCUCUCGCUGUACACCACCCACGCCGAGAGCGGAGCACUGGAGCUGAUGUGUGCGACGCAGGCCUUUGGCCUCAUCACCAACUUGGCCACCUUUCGGCUCACCGGCUCGGCCGUGGAUCACCUACUGAUUGCCUCGGAUUCAGGCAAGUUCAUCAUUCUUGCGUACGAGGCAUCAUCGGCCGGCUGGAAACGUGUCCAUGGCGAGACGUACGCAAAGUCGGGCCUGAGGCGGGCGUCGCCAUCAUACCACCUUGCUGCCGAGCCGCGUGGUCGCGCGGCUAUUAUCGGCGCUCUCGAAGGCGCAAAGUUGGUGUACAUUCUCAAUCGCGACUCGGCUGGCAAGCUCACCAUCUCGUCGCCGGUCGAGGCCAACAUGCCGGAUGUGGCCACCUUUGCCUUGGUGGCGCUCGACAACUCGUUCAACAACCCACUCUUUGCUGCCAUCGAGGCGCCAUACGACGAGGCAGCUGCUCAUGCUGCGGCUGUACCGUCGUCUCCGCCGCCGCUGCAGCUUGCGUUCUACGAGCUCGACCUCGGCCUCAACCACGUUGUCCGGCAUGACCCGCUGCCGCUUCCGCACUCUGCGCACGAGCUCAUUCCGGUGCCUGGCGGCGAGUUUGGUCCAUCGGGUGUGCUGGUGGCGUACCAGGGCGGAAUGGCGUGGAUGAACGAGGGCUACCCGGCGCUCCACGCGGCGUUUCCGGCGCCAUGCGGCGCCGACCUUGUCGUCGCGCACGCCUCGCACCUCCAGCCGUCGAUGUUCUUCAUGCUUGUGCUCACCGAGUCAGGCCACCUCCUCCGAGUCUCGCUCGAGUACGAGGUCGACGAAGCGACCCGCCUUCGGGUCUCGUACUUUGACUCGAUCCCCCUUGCUGCCGACCUCGCCAUCCUCUCGUCGGGCUUUCUCUUUGCGGCCUCGCAGUCGAGCCCGCCGACGCUGUACGAGUUCCUUUCACUCGGCGAGCCGCCAGCUCCCGACGCGCCGGACCAGACCGAGUUUACGCCGGCCGCCGAGCUUGUGCACCUCUACCCGCUGGACACGCUGCCGUCGCUCUCGCCGCUGAUGGACUUUGCAGUUGCGGACCUUGCCGGCGACGGUGUGCCGCAGCUGGUGGUCGGGUGCGGCGCGAGGACCGGUGCGGCCGCGCUCAAUGUUCUCCGGCACGGCAUCGCCGUCUCGGAGCUGGUGGCCUCGCCGCUGCCGGGCACGCCAGUGGCGGUCUUUUCGCUCACCCAAACGAACGCGCCUCGACCAGCCGACGGCAGCGGUGGUGGCGACGACGACGACGAGCAGGCAGCACACCUUGCCGUUUCGACGGCCUUUCUCAUCUUCUCGUUCACCAACGCCUCGCUUGUCCUCCGGGUCACUGACACGGUCUCCGAGUGCACCGACGCUGGGUUCUAUCUGGACGCGCCGACGCUGGAGGCCGGCACGCUCGCCAACGGAGUGCAUGUCCAGGUUCACGCACGGGCGCUGCUCCAGCUCGCGGUCGACGGAAGCGUGUCCGAGUGGAAGCCGCCGGGCGGAACGACGAUCACGCACGCAGCGAUCAACCGCCGGCAGGCGGUAGUGGCACUCUCAUCGGGCCUUGUGCUCCUCUUUGAGCUGGACGUGACCGGGGUGCUGAGCCAGACGGCCGGCGCCGAGCUUCAGCUCGGCCCUGCAGACGAGCUGACGUGCCUCGGGGUGGAGCCGCUACUGCCCGGGCGGGCCAAGUCGCGGUUUGCGGUCAUUGGGCUCUUUGACAACACGGUCCGGCUGCUCUCGCUGGAUCCUGCGGCGCCGUUUGUGCAAAAGUCGCUGCUGGUGCUCUCGACAACCCCGACGUCUGUGGCGAUUAGCCAGCUGCGGCUGAUGGUCGAGUGGUCUGCGGCUGGGCUGGUGCACCUUGUUGUGGGCGGGAGCAACGGAGUUGUCUCGCACUCGUACGUGGACCCAUCGUCGGGCGCGAUUUCCAACACAGCCAACCGGUUCCUCGGCCCGGAGCCGGUGUCUGUCUCCCUGGCGGAGCUUGGCGGGCGGCCGCUGGUCCACCUCGGCUCGAGCCGGUCGUACAUGCUCUUCCACCAGCCGGGCUCGCCAGCCGAGUCUGCGCUUCUCCCGCUCUCAUACGGUGGGCUCAAGGGCGCGGCAUCAUUUGCGUCUGCGCUAGUUGGCAUCGGCCUGGUGGGCAUUGCCGGCAACGAGCUCAAGAUCUUUUCGCUCGAGCGGAUCGACCAGUCGUUCAACGCUGACCCGCACCCUCUGCCGUACACGCCGCGGGCUGUGGUCCACCACCCGGCGUCGCAGCUGUUUUUUGUGGGCAUGUCCGACGCGCGGGCGUACACUCUGCAGGAGCUUGCGGCGGCGGCGGGCCUCGACGCAGGCGAUCCCGAGGCGCUGGAGGCGAGCCGUGCACGCUGCGAGCGGAUUGAGCCGGGUCGGCCGGCGGCGGCGGGAGCAUGGGCGGCAGGCCUCGCGCUCUUUGACGGCUCGGACUCGUCGCUGCUCUGGUGGGGAAACCUGAGCGUGGAGAGCAGCGGCGCCGGAAACGAGGCGCUGCUCUCGCUUGAAGUGGUGACGUUUAGCUCUGACCCGUCGCGGAUUUUUGCGGUUGCAGGCGUGGCGGUGGACUUUGAGCCGCCGCGGACAGCAACGAGCUUCCUGCUGCGGACGUUUGAGCUUGUGUCUGAGGGCGACGCGGUGGGGUUGGUGCAUGUUCAUGACACGGCGGUGCCGGGCCUGCCUGCCGCGCUGCACGCCUUUGGUGGGCUCCUUUUUGCGGGCGCUGGCAACCAGCUUGUCGUGUUCGACAUGGGCAAGACGCGGCUGCUGCGCAAGACCCAUCUGGAGGGCUUCCCGUCGCUUGUUGUGGCGAUCAGCUCCGACGCCGAGACGUCCCGGGUGGUUGUGGCGGACGCGCGCGACUCGAUUCGGGCGCUGGCGUGGGAGCCGGCGUUGCAUGGGCUGCGGCUGAUUGCGGACGACACGCUGCCGCGAGCGAUGUCGCGGGCGCACAUGAUCGACGGGUCGACAGUGGUGUGCGGCGACCGGUUCGGAAACCUGUUUGUGGCGCGGCUGCCGGACGACGACGCGCUGGGGACGGGUAGCUCGGACUCGAUUGCGCACUUUGACGUGGUUAACCACUUUUACGCCGGCGAGCCUGUGACCGCGAUCACGGCGGCGGCGCUGCAGUCGUUCUCGGGGGCGGACAAGGCUGUGCUGUACUCGACAAUUGCCGGGGCGGUGGGCGCGCUAGUGCCGUUUGUCACUCGUGACGACGUCGACUUUUUCCUCCACCUCGAGCUCCACAUGCGGCAGCGAGUCCCGCCGCUCGGCGGGCGUGACCACCUCGCAUUCCGCUCGUACUAUGUGCCGGUCAAGGACGUGGUCGACGGCGACCUCUGCGAGCAGUUUAUGUCGAUCGACUCGACGCUCCAGUGGGAGAUCGCCGACGCCAUCGAGUCGACGCCCGUGGAGAUUGUGCGCCGGCUGGAGGAGGUCCGGGCGCGCAACACGUUUUGA